AUGCUGGCUUCUGUGUCGGCUACCAAGCUUCUUCAAGCGUCGUCUUUGUUGACAUGCAUGGACAACUCACAGCUCUGGGCAUCCUACUUGGACGUCACUUUCUGGCCGUCCAACAGCACUGUCCUGUUUGACAUCGAAGCAAUCUCAAAUAUCAAUAACGUCAAUGUCAGUGUCAAUAUAACGUUGAUCGCUUACGGAUUCAACGCCGUUGAGCAGACAAUCAACUUGUGUGACCUUGAGGAUUACUCGGCGCUUUGUCCUUUGACCUCAGGCCACUUGGAUAUCGACAUAGACUACGAUGUAUCGGACCUGAUCAAAGAUCAGAUUCCGGGAGUUGCAUACACCAUUCCGGACUUAGACGCCAGAGUGAAACUCAUCAUGUACAGCACAGAUUCUGACGAAGCAUUAGCAUGCGUUGAGGCUACUGUAACCAACGGUAAAACGGUGCAAACUAAGUAUGCUGCGUGGCCCAUUGCUGCAAUCUCUGGAUUUGGUUUGAUCACUUCCGGUGUGGUUUCUGCAAUUGGCCAUUCAAGCACAGCAGCUCACAUUGCACUGAAUUCGAUGUCCUUAUUCGUUUACUUCCAAGCUCUCGCAAUAACCUCUAUGUUGGCAGUUGCUAAGGCUCCCCCAAUCGCCGCUGCAUGGGCACAGAAUUUCCAGUGGUCAUUGGGGGUCAUAAAGGUUGGUUUCGUACAGGACAUUGCCAACUGGUACCUCCAGGCUACCGGUGGUACACCAACUGCCAUCUUGACGAGCUCUCAGGUUUCCAUUUCAGUGCAAAAGGUGAAGAGGGCUAUUGAAUUCUUAACGGGGCCCUUAUUCACGCCAUUCCAAGAGCGUAGUCUUCAAAAGAGACUCUCAAUCUCAACAGAUUCUGACAGCUCGAUGCAGUCUGAUAACUUAGACAGCACUUUAUACACCACAGAUGAAAAGGAAGCUCUUCUGGGUACCAAAGUUUUGAUUUUACGUGGAAUUCAGAGAGUUUCAUACUUGGCCGGAAUCGAAAUCACAAGUUUAUUCAUGACAGCUAUGAUGUUCUUGAUAUUUUUUGCCUUCGUCCUCAUCGUGUGUAUGACCUUUUUCAAGGCCAUUGUCGAGAUUUGUAUCAGAUCCAACAUUAUGCCCGAGGGAAAGUUCAACGAGUAUAGACAACAUUGGGCCAGUAUCAUCAAGGGUGCCUUGUACAGAUUGCUUUUGGUUGCAUUGCCGCAAAUUGUUGUAUUUGGCUUCUGGGAGUUCACCGUUCGUGACUCCGCCGGCAUUAUUGUUGUGGCCGCAUUCUUGAUCCUUGUUGCUUUUAUCCUACUCGGGUUUGCCGCUUUCCGCGUCAUCACUUUUGGAAGAAGAUCUGUGCGGGAAUACAAAAACCCAGCUUAUCUCUUGUACGGCAACAAUGUCUUUUUAAACAAGUUUGGAUUUGUCUACGUGCAGUACAGCGCUAGCUGCUACUACUUUGUCGGUAUUUCUUUGAUAUACGUCUUUUUGAAGACAUUUUGGGUCGCAGUCUUGCAGAGUCAUGGAAAAGUCCAAUCGCUCAUUGUCUUCUUUAUUGAACUCAUCUACUUGGUGACUGUUUCUUGGAUUAGGCCAUUCAUGGAUAAAAGAACGAAUGCCUUCAACAUCACUAUUGCAGUUAUCAACACUUUGAAUGCCUUGUUUUUCGUCUUCUUUUCCUAUGUUUUUGGGCAACCCGAAAUUGUGGCAUCGGUGAUGGCUGUGGUCUUCUUUGUGUUGAAUGCCAUUUUUGCUUUGUUCGUGUUAAUUUUCACAAUCGUCACAUGCGUGUUGGCAUUGGUUUACAAGAAUCCAGAUUCUAGAUACCAGCCAAUGAGAGAUGAUAGAGUGUCCUUCAUUCCUCGUGCAGGCGCCAAGAGCGGAAAGGUGAAUGGUGGAGAUACUCAGGAUAUUGAGUUGGCAGCUUUGGGUGCGAGCGCCAUGAAGGGACAUGAACAUGCAAAAGAUUCUGGAUUUUUAGAGUCCUCAUCUGAUGACUUGCGCGGAAAGGGCGUGGAUUAUAGGCCUGCUUAUGACUCAGAAAGCAGUUCUAAGCAGUCACUCGUCGACUCUGUUGAACCACAGGAACCGGUUUCUACCAUUACUGGAAAUUCGAGUCAUGCAUACCAGAACUUCAAAACAGCAUACAGAAACAAGGACUAUCUUUAG
This is a messenger RNA of Metschnikowia bicuspidata var. bicuspidata NRRL YB-4993, 2166 nucleotides long. RefSeq names its product flavin adenine dinucleotide transporter (gene FLC2). The transcript has 2 exons. Lineage: Eukaryota; Fungi; Ascomycota; Pichiomycetes; Serinales; Metschnikowiaceae. The record is from RefSeq and is a predicted model, not a curated record. Gene Ontology annotation, biological process: transmembrane transport; fungal-type cell wall biogenesis. Bases 1 to 2166 code for a protein of 721 amino acids.